This is a messenger RNA of Dreissena polymorpha, 539 nucleotides long. RefSeq names its product centromere protein K-like. Bases 123 to 539 code for a protein of 138 amino acids. The record is from RefSeq and is a predicted model, not a curated record. NCBI's taxonomy places the organism in Eukaryota, Metazoa, Mollusca, Bivalvia, Myida, Dreissenidae. The transcript is spliced from 6 exons. Gene Ontology annotation, biological process: mitotic sister chromatid segregation; kinetochore assembly. Gene Ontology annotation, cellular component: nucleus.
CCACAUUUCUGCUAAAAUGAACUGGGUUUUAUUGUUUAAUACAAUAACCCUUAUAAUCAAAGAUUUGUGUUGUAAAACGGAUUUAUUGAUUUUUAAUUGAAAAUAUAAUUGCAUGUGAGGAAAUGAAGAAAGAAGAGUUACAGGCAAUAAUUAGAGUUGCAACAUCCAAACUGUCUGAGACCAACUCCUACAAGCCAACACGUGAGGAAGUGUGUGACCGAAUACAGAAGAAAUGUGACACAUUGGGAAAGAUUAACAACGAACGUAGAAAACAAAUGAACGAAUUUCUUGACAAGAAUUUUCCAUUGCCAGAUGAGGCUACGUUCAGCAAAGUGAAAAGAAAGACAGUAGAAACAGUGAAUGGCAGACAACUGACCCGAAGAGAGAACCUGCUGCCCUUGAAAACACUGGUCCAGAUGUUGAUUUCGAGGUGUAUUGACAAUCCCAACGACCCAUACCUUGAGCUGGACCACACAUGCUGGCCUCUGUAUGUAGAACUCCUGCUGGCAUGUGGAAGUCACCUUGCUGCAUCCUGUUGA